This is a messenger RNA of Knipowitschia caucasica, 660 nucleotides long. The record is from the annotation of a GenBank genome assembly. NCBI's taxonomy places the organism in Eukaryota, Metazoa, Chordata, Actinopteri, Gobiiformes, Gobiidae.
AUGUUCCAUUCCACCCCACUAGUCCCCCGCACAUCCCCUAUCCGCCUGUACCCAACGCCCACCUCUCGCCUACCCGCCCUCUCCCCCCACCCUCUACCCCCCCACCCCCCCCCUUGUCCACCUCCCGCCCCCCUUCAAACUCCCCCUCCCUUCCCCUAUUGUCCUCCCCUCUCCUCUUCUCCCUCUCUCUUCUCCCCUUUCUCCCCCCUCCCCCCUUUCUCUUUUCCUCGCCCUCUUUCUCCCCUACCACCAUCGCCCAGUCGCCUCCGACUCUUUUCUCCGCCUUUUAGCGUUACCUUCCCCCCCCCCUCCCGGCCCCUUCCCUUUUCCUUCUUGCCCCUCCCUCCUUUUUCCCUACACUCCUUGUCCCUUCGUCCCCCCUCCCCCAUUUCACCCCUCCCACCCCCCCCUCGCCUCGCACCCCCUCCACCCCUCCUCCCCCCCCAUCCCCACGUUACUUAUCCCCCCCCUCCCCUUCCUCCCCUGCCUUCCACCGCCCCUCCCCUGCUCCCUUCCCUUACCCCCCUCUUUCUUUCCCUACCACUUCUCUCAAUACGCUCUUUCUUCCACCCAUCUCCCCCCACCCCCUACCCUGAAUGUAUCCCCCCCAACCGCUCACCCUGGCCCCCCUUCCGGGCCCCACAUCCCCCCUGGUUCUAA